Messenger RNA from Candidozyma duobushaemuli, 1698 nucleotides. RefSeq lists its product as uncharacterized. Bases 1 to 1698 code for a protein of 565 amino acids. Gene Ontology annotation, biological process: superoxide metabolic process; iron-sulfur cluster assembly. Gene Ontology annotation, cellular component: mitochondrion; cytoplasm. Gene Ontology annotation, molecular function: metal ion binding; 2 iron, 2 sulfur cluster binding. Lineage: Eukaryota; Fungi; Ascomycota; Pichiomycetes; Serinales; Metschnikowiaceae. The record is from RefSeq and is a predicted model, not a curated record. The transcript has 2 exons.
AUGUUAAGGAAUUGUGCUACACAGAGAUCAAGCAUUUUCGUUAGGUAUGCCUCCCACGGUGGCUACAAGAGAUGGAUGCAAACGGUACCAAGUUCGGUCAAGAGACUGCCAGUGGCAAACUUUGGCUCAUUGAACUACCAGCUCAAUCAAGAGAUGGCCCCUGUACAGCAGCAAUCGCUGCCUAGAGGAGGCUCUCGCUGGUCGAAGCAUUCCCUUUCGUUCCCUGCCCCAAAACCACAAGAACAAAAGACACAGCAACAGCCUGAACAGCAUGAAUCAAUCACUAUUGCAUCGCCACCACAGCCAGUGGCUAGAAAGUCGAGAACCUCGAGGUUCAGAAAUGCUGCCAAGUCAUCUAGAGAGGUCAAGGAGGCCUCCUCGAAGCAUGAAGAGAUCACCAAUAAAGAGGUUAAGGAAACGCCGGCAACUUCAAACAAGACCACUGCACAAACCGUUUCGACGGAAGAGAAGCCUUCUGUUGCAUCUGCACCACUUCCAAAGGUCAGUGAAGAGAAGAAGGCUCCUGAAGCCUCGGCCAAGCCCAAGAAGGCCAGAAGACAGUUGCGUCCUAGAAAAGCAUUGAUCACAUUAUCCCCAGGUGCUGUGAGUCACCUUAGAGCAUUGAUAGAUCAACCCGAGCCCCAGCUCAUCCGCAUUGGUGUGAGAAACAGAGGUUGUUCGGGAUUGACGUACCAUUUGGAGUACGUUUCGAAACCAGGUAAGUUUGACGAGUUGGUGGAGCAGGAUGGUGUCAAGGUCUUGAUUGACUCAAAGGCCCUUUUCUCCAUCGUUGGUUCCGAGAUGGACUGGAUUGACGACAAGCUCUCGUCCAGAUUCAUCUUCAAGAAUCCUAACUCGAAGGGUACCUGCGGCUGCGGCGAAUCAUUUAUGGUUUCCUCUAACCCCAAGGAUGUCAUUGCCGUUGCUGAGUUCCCUCAGUUUGGUUGUGGCGAGAUGGAAGGAUAUGUGCUGUUUGAGAGUCCCAACGGUGACAAGGUCGACGUCCAUGUCGACGUGACCAAGUUGCCUUCUGACGGCGGGCCUUUCUACUACCAUAUCCACGAGUUCCCGGUUCCUGAUGACGGAGAUUGUGAAGGCGUUGGCAGAGAGUUUAACCCCUACCACGCCUCUCCUGAAUGUGACGCCCAGCCUGGCGACGCUUAUUGUAAGCUUGGUGACUUGUCAGGCAAGCAUGGCGCCAUCAAGGCUACGUGCUUCCAGACCGACUACUGUGAUCCAUAUCUCUCAUUGGACGGGUACUCGAAGGCCAACAUCAUUGGCAAGUCAAUUGUGUUCCACUACUCGGACAUGACCAAGAUUGCCUGUGCUAACAUCGAGUACGGAACCGAGGAGCAGAUGGAACGCCUCCAAAGCCCAUCUGGAUCAGACAGCGACGAUGAUGUCGACACUGUCUAUGACAAACGGGACGUAAACAGUGGUCAUGUUCCCACCACCACUUUCGUUGCCCCUGAAAGCACUGCCCCUGGCUCUGCCACCUCAGGGUCCAAUACCGAGGGUGUCAGCUCAACCAACGGUUUUGCGACCAAGGUUGUGAACUCAACCACCACUACCACCACGGGGAACAGAUCCAACGUGACUAACUUUGGCCACGAGUCUGCCUGUGAGGAGGGCGCCGCCAGCAGCGUCAAGGCUGCCUUUGGCACCGUCUUUGGUGUCUUGGCCACCCUUCUCUUUUGA